UCUCUUUCUCUGAUGAUGAUGUGAAAGAGAGGUGGGUGUAUAGCAGGGUGGGAGGAGGCAACGGCGACUUUUAGAAAGUUCUAAAAUAUCAGAUCUGAUCAGUGCUCUAUGAGUGUAGUCGCACGUGUGAGAAGAAACAGGCAAGAAAAAUGGUCGCACCGGUGGUGAACAAUAUAACCGAUCAAAAGGGGAGCAAUGGACCGGCAGUACCCUUCGGGGAGGGACUUAUCGACAAUGCCACUCGUCGGAGGUCUAGAAAUGACCAAAUCUACACGGCAUUGAGUUUCUUCCUUAUCGGAGGGCUUUUAAUUGCUUACUACAUGUAUCUUCACCUGGAAUAUGUAACGCCGAUAUCACACCAUCUUCCGCAUGGAACCGGUACACUGAUGAGACUACUCAUGCACGCGAUAUUGCCGUCAUGCCUUUAUGCACUGGUCUUAUUGGGAGUCACCAGGAUCGUGAUUUAUGUGUGCUUUUUCGUACUGAGGCUAUUCCCGAUGCUGUCGGUGAUGAUGGACGUCACCGUAAUCGCGUCCCUCGUAAUCAUAACUGCCUGGAGAUUCUCCUCGACCGAUGUGCUCAGGGGUUACGACGGGCCGAUCAUCGUCGGCUCGCUGGUGGCCGUGGCCUUGGUCUUCCAGCUGCCGGCGACUAAGCGCGCCGUGGCCAUCGCCGCGCAGACCGUGCUGGCCUCGGCCAAUCUGCCGGACUUCAGACUCCCGGUCUGCAAGGACGCCGUUUACGCUGCCUACGGGGCCUGGUACUGGACGCGGCCGCGACGAAACAUACCGCACACGGAGAUCAACGAGCAUCUCCGCGCGGUUCGUCGCUUCAACUGGGGCACCAUGGCGCUACCUCGCCUCGUCGUGGCCAUCGGCGAGAGCCUCUUCAAUACCGAGUCGGGCAAUCGCUGCAGACGCUUCCGCAGCCUGAUGCGCGAAGAGCCCUACAUCAUCGCCAGCGUGCAAGGCCACGACAUCAGGACUGCGGCCGAACAGUUCGAGGCCAACGAGGAUCGCCGAAACAAGUCCAUGCCGAAUCUGCGAUCCUUGGGCGUGGAGCGUUUCAUGAUUACCACGAUCUCUUGGAUGAUGAUGAUACGCAUACUAAUCGUAUCGACUAUCUACAUCCAGAUCACGUUUCUCUUAUUAGGAACCACUGUCCUUUACAAAAUGUUCAUGUUCACACCGGUGCUACCUAUUUUGGAUGUGUGCUUAUUUAUGUACAUCUACCAUAGUAGAUUCGUAAGAGGAGCCAUGACGAUCAUCGAGUGCGCCAAGCAAGACAUUCAGUUGAACGGCCUUGCUUUUGAGCACCUGACCCCGGAGAUGAAGAAAGUUUUUGUGAAAGAAAACAGCAUCUCCAAUUGUUAAAGUGAUUGAUUUUAAAUAGUUUUUUAAGGGAUCAAAAGGAUAUCGAUUGCAGUAAAUUGAUGUCUGUUUUUUUAAUAGUUAUUACUUUUAAUUCUGUUAUUAUGUAACUAUAUAUAACUGCGUUAUAAAUAUGAUGAUUCACUACAAUCGAAAAUAAUGCAUAAGAUAAAUGUAUGCAACACAAACAAACAUUUUGACUGAUCCUGUACUUAGUUAUAAUAUAUUACAUUUAUAAUAUAAUUUAAUUAAUUAUGAACUAAGCCAAUUUACCUCGAUAAUUCUGUAGGUCAAACACAGUUUUUUUCUAUUAACGAAUCAGUUAUUUGUGAUAAUUUGAUUACUUAAUUGUACACAAAUAUCGGCAGAAUA
Messenger RNA from Trichogramma pretiosum, 1742 nucleotides. RefSeq lists its product as uncharacterized. The transcript has 5 exons. The record is from RefSeq and is a predicted model, not a curated record. The coding region runs from base 150 to 1373 and encodes 407 amino acids. Lineage: Eukaryota; Metazoa; Arthropoda; Insecta; Hymenoptera; Trichogrammatidae.